CGACCCCGUCGCAGGGGGGCGGAGCGGCGGCCAUUUUGCUCUCUUCCCCCAGCGCGAGCCAGAGGCAGCCGCGGGUGCAGCGAAGAGCCAGAAGCCGCGUCGUCUCUUUUUCCGCCCGGCUCGCCUCGACGAUGCUGUCCGUGCGCGUAGUCGCUACGCUCGCCCGGGCCUUGCCCCGCCAGGCCGGCUUGGUGUCACGGAAUGCUUUCGGUGCAUCAUUUGUAGCAACAAGGAACUUCCAUGACUCUAAAACAACUCUACAGAAAACUGGCACUGCUGAAGUAUCUUCUAUCCUUGAGGAACGUAUUCUGGGGGCCGACACAUCUGCUGAGCUCCAGGAAACUGGGCGCGUGCUUUCCAUCGGUGACGGCAUCGCCCGUGUGUAUGGCUUGAAAAAUGUUCAAGCGGAAGAAAUGGUGGAAUUCUCAUCUGGGUUGAAGGGUAUGUCUCUGAACUUGGAGCCUGACAACGUUGGUGUGGUAGUGUUCGGUAACGACAGAUUGAUUAAGGAAGGUGACAUUGUCAAGAGAACGGGGGCCAUUGUGGAUGUGCCCGUUGGGGAGGAGCUGCUGGGGCGUGUGGUCGAUGCUCUGGGGAACGCCAUCGAUGGGAAGGGUCCCAUCACUUCCAAAACCCGCAGGAGGGUUGGCUUGAAGGCUCCUGGAAUCAUCCCCAGGAUCUCUGUCCGUGAGCCCAUGCAAACCGGGAUCAAGGCAGUAGACAGCCUGGUACCCAUUGGCCGUGGGCAGCGGGAGUUGAUCAUUGGAGACAGGCAGACUGGCAAAACUUCAAUUGCUAUCGAUACCAUAAUUAACCAGAAAAGAUUUAAUGAUGGAACUGAUGAAAAGAAGAAGCUGUACUGUAUCUACGUUGCCAUUGGUCAGAAGAGAUCGACGGUUGCUCAGCUGGUGAAGAGGCUUACUGAUGCAGAUGCCAUGAAGUACACGAUCGUGGUUUCUGCCACGGCCUCCGAUGCUGCCCCUCUCCAGUACUUGGCUCCUUAUUCCGGCUGUUCCAUGGGCGAAUACUUCAGAGACAACGGCAAACAUGCUUUGAUCAUCUACGACGAUUUAUCUAAGCAGGCCGUGGCCUACCGCCAGAUGUCUCUCUUGCUGCGGCGCCCCCCUGGCCGUGAGGCGUACCCGGGCGAUGUCUUCUACCUCCACUCUCGUCUUCUGGAAAGAGCAGCCAAAAUGAACGAUGCCUUUGGAGGGGGAUCCCUGACUGCCCUCCCGGUCAUCGAGACUCAAGCCGGCGAUGUGUCGGCCUACAUUCCAACGAACGUGAUCUCCAUCACCGAUGGACAGAUCUUUCUGGAAACCGAACUGUUUUACAAAGGUAUCCGUCCAGCCAUUAACGUGGGUCUGUCUGUGUCUCGUGUCGGUUCUGCUGCCCAGACAAGAGCCAUGAAACAGGUGGCUGGAACCAUGAAGCUCGAGUUAGCCCAGUACCGUGAAGUUGCUGCUUUUGCCCAGUUUGGAUCUGAUCUGGAUGCUGCCACUCAGCAGCUGCUCAACCGUGGGGUCCGUUUGACCGAGUUGCUUAAACAAGGACAAUACGUUCCCAUGGCCAUUGAGGAGCAAGUUGCUGUUAUUUAUGCUGGAGUCAGAGGCCACCUGGACAAGUUGGAACCUAGCAAGAUCACCAAGUUUGAACAGGCUUUCCUUGCUCAUAUUAUAAGCAACCACCAGCCCCUGCUUGGCACAAUCAGGACCGAAGGGAAGAUCUCUGAGCAAACAGAAGCCAAGUUGAAGGAAAUUGUCACACAGUUUCUGUCUACAUUUGAAGCAUAAACUUUUAGAAAGUUCUGUGCAUCAGGAUACCUCUGUCACUGACCGCUGGUAUUGCUUAAGUUCCAUUUUUCCACAAAGACUUCAAAAAAUAUGUGUGAGUUGAGUGUGCAGGUCUCAGUGAGAAUUUACGGUUCCGUGCCAGCCUUCGACAUAGUCCUCACCGUGAUGGGAUCUAGUUGACCGCUGGCAGGAUUGCGUACAAACUAAUGGCAAAUAAAAUCUUACAAACCAUA
Pseudonaja textilis is the source of this 2026-nucleotide messenger RNA. It is a transcript of the gene ATP5F1A, whose product is annotated as ATP synthase F1 subunit alpha. The record is from RefSeq and is a predicted model, not a curated record. NCBI's taxonomy places the organism in Eukaryota, Metazoa, Chordata, Lepidosauria, Squamata, Elapidae. Gene Ontology annotation, molecular function: ADP binding; ATP binding; proton-transporting ATP synthase activity, rotational mechanism. Gene Ontology annotation, biological process: proton motive force-driven ATP synthesis; proton transmembrane transport.